GAUGCGUUUUACCGCUCUACUCUCGCGGGUUUUGCGAAAAGCAAUAUCCAUGGCAACCUCACCACGCCCAGGCAGUUUCGAACCAAUCACGAUCGAGAUACGUUUGUGACACUCAUUUAAAACGGGAAAGUCGUUUUCUGGUUCGACAACAGACGCAUGCAUACUCGCUAAUGCUUGGUGAACUUCUUACAUCUGCUCAACAAACGCAUCAACGGCGCAUCACGCAGAUAUCUUAAUGUAAUUUUAAUGCAUUUUAAUAACUCGUUUGCAUAAUUCCCUUGUGUUGAUCAAAACAAGAUGCCGACCCGCAUUGGUGACUACGAGGUGCUGCACACCAUUGGGUCCGGUUCUUACGGAAGAUGUCAGAAAAUAAGACGGAAAUCUGACGGAAAGGUUCUGGUGUGGAAGGAGCUAGAUUAUGGCACAAUGGCCGAGAGCGAGAAGCAGAUGCUGGUGUCUGAGGUGAACCUGCUGAGGGAGCUGAAGCAUCCCAACAUAGUCAGAUACUACGAUCGUAUUAUCGACCGCAAUAACACCAUGCUGUAUAUCGUCAUGGAGUACUGCGAGGGUGGCGACCUGGCGAGCCUCAUUGCCCGAUGCAUUAGGGAAAGACGCUAUUUAGACGAAAAGUUCAUACUGCGCGUUACAGCACAGCUCGUGUUGGCACUGAAGGAGUGCCACAAGCGGAGUGACGGCAGGCCCACCGUCCUUCACCGGGACUUGAAACCAGCCAACAUCUUCCUGGACGUCAAGCAGAAUGUGAAGCUGGGUGACUUUGGCCUGGCCCGGAUCCUCAACCACGAAACAAGCUUCGCCAAGACAUUUGUCGGAACGCCUUACUAUAUGUCUCCUGAGCAAAUGAACCAGAUGUCAUACAAUGAAAAGUCAGAUAUCUGGUCACUGGGUUGUUUGCUGUACGAACUGUGUGCCCUAUCGCCACCCUUCACUGCCUACAACCAAAAGCAGUUGGCUGUCAAGAUCCGAGAGGGCAAGUUCAACAGAAUCCCGUGUCGAUAUUCAGAAGAAAUAAACACUCUGCUCAAGAAAAUGCUUAAUUUGAAGGACUAUCUGAGGCCAUCUGUGGAAUCCAUCCUCCAGAGUAGCCUUCUGGCUGAAGCAGUCAGUGAAGAGCAGAGGAAGGUGCAGCAUCUUCGCAGGCGGCCGGCAGACUCUGAGGGUGCUUCUCAAAAGCCCACAGAAGUAACACCUUCUGUCACAGAGCUCAGGCUCCGAGAGCAAGCUCUAAAAGAGCGGGAAAAGGCGCUCCAAGAACGUGAGGAGAUGCUGGAACGACGGGAACGUGAGAUGUGUGUCCGUGAGCGCCUUGCGGCUGAGAAACUAUUAAGAGCGGAGAGUUUACUGAAGAAUUUCCAUGCGGAGCAUCAGAGAGAGCAGAACCCUCUUUUUGAUAAAAGCAUAGGUGUGUGGAAGCACUCCUCCCCAGGGUCAAAGAGGGUCCAGUUCGCAGGCCCCAACAAGGAAAACCGUCAGCUGGAUCACUCAGUCACAAUGACACCACGAGAUGACUUCGUCAGUCGACAUGCUCAAAUCUUGACUGAUGUCGAGAAAGCCUGUCAAAUCCUCGGCUUCCGCGUCUAACGGUCGUACGUGAUAAAGUGUAAAUGGUA
Hippocampus comes (tiger tail seahorse) is the source of this 1628-nucleotide messenger RNA. It is a transcript of the gene nek2, whose product is annotated as NIMA-related kinase 2. Gene Ontology annotation, molecular function: ATP binding; protein kinase activity. The record is from RefSeq and is a predicted model, not a curated record. Gene Ontology annotation, biological process: protein phosphorylation. NCBI's taxonomy places the organism in Eukaryota, Metazoa, Chordata, Actinopteri, Syngnathiformes, Syngnathidae. The transcript is spliced from 10 exons. The coding region runs from base 298 to 1599 and encodes 433 amino acids.